CUACCAACACAGCAGCAACUAUGUUUGCAGCUGGACCAACAAGAGGAUGCUUGAGACUUAACAAGAUCAUGUUCAAAUUUGCUGAUAAACAGCUUAUGGCUCUAAACCAAGCAAAGCCAAGAACAGUGUCCAUUCUUAAUUACUCCACCGAAUUCAGCCCUGGAGAUGGUAGCAUUAAAAGCAAAGUUCCACGCUAUAAACCAACUAGUUUUGACAAGAAAAUUCUUAUGUGGACAGGACGUUUCAGAUCAGAAGAGGACAUUCCACCAACAAUCUCACUAGAGAUGAUGGCGAGAGCUAGGAACAAGGCACGGAUUAAGGCCUGUUACAUUAUGAUUGGACUUACUAUCGUAGCUUGCUUUGCUGUGAUUGUGUCGGGUAAAAAGGCUGCAGCACGCCAUGAAUCAUUAACAAGUCUCAACCUGGCUAAGAAGGCAAAGUGGCGCCAGGAAGCAAGAAAUGAAGCAACUGAUGUAGCAGACCAAACUAAAACUGGUUAAACAGCUACAAAGUUGUAUGUGUAUAACAGAUACCCUGGUGUGUUUUCUGCAAAUGCAUUAAAUAAAUCAUUUGUAUUAAAUAUUUGGUUUUUUUCACGCUCAACAACUUAUAAGUGUUUUCUAGCUGGUGAACAAAAUGUCACCUUCCAAAGUUUGUGUAUGCUACUACAGUCAACCCAAAU
This is a messenger RNA of Spea bombifrons (plains spadefoot toad), 682 nucleotides long. It is a transcript of the gene FAM162B, whose product is annotated as family with sequence similarity 162 member B. Lineage: Eukaryota; Metazoa; Chordata; Amphibia; Anura; Pelobatidae. The transcript has 4 exons. The coding region runs from base 21 to 500 and encodes 159 amino acids. The record is from RefSeq and is a predicted model, not a curated record.